UGGUCUUCAUGUGACGAUGAUUACCGCCUCAUCGUUGCCUGCCGCAAACAAAAUCGACAAGCAAGCUCUCCUGGGCCUAAAAAACUUCAUCGAGGUGUUACAGCAACAAGGGUAAAGAAUCAUUAAAGAAGCAGACGUAUUUGAUAAUGGAUAGUCAAUUUGAUUCUAACCCGCUAAGUCGUAUUCCUUUAAAGGUAGUAGUCAUCAUACAUUUUGUCCUAACAAUAUGGGCCGGGCAAGUCGGGUUCUUACCCGUUGCAUACCAGUUCAUGAAUCUGAGUAUAUUGUUUUGUGGUUGCUGGGCCAUAGCCCAAUCGGAAUCAGUUGAUAGCAUACAAAUGUACCUCAUCGUACAAGUUAUUAGCAUUCUCAUGGAUAUCAUUUUUCUUGGCAUCUUUUUCGAUUCAGCAGAUGGAUAUUAUCAUAGAAGCGCACUGAACUUCAGUAAAGCCAUGGCAAUUAUUAAUCUUUUGCUGAAGCCAAUAAGCUGUUUCAUCAUUCUUGUGCACUAUCGUAACCGUGGUGGUCAGUACAGCAGCUAUCCGUCCCCAUCUGCUAGUGGCUAUGAAAACGUUGACCAACCAUUGCCUUCGAACAACCCGGUGGAGUCUGCAAACUCGCCAUCCUCGUUCCAGAAGCCAUACACGCCUCAUUAGAAUGUGGAUAGGAUAGUGUAGAAAUGUUUUCCACAAAACAUGAACUUAAAAUUGCAGGUUUGGUCAGAAGGAGUAUAUAAUUCAAAACAGGUAACCAAAUGGAAUUUGAGUUCCUGGAGAAAAUAUGUAUAGAGUUUGUAUAGAAUUGAUUUGUAAUUGAUGUACAUGUAAACAUUAUGAAAACAACAUAAUGGUUUUAAAACAUUUUGAAUGAAAAAAAAUAUUACAAUUGGGAAUUAUGUAAGUAAUAUAAAUCGUGUUUGGAAUAUGAAACAAUAAAAAUAAUAUUUUUAAUCCAACUAACUGGUGUUCUUGGAUUCAACAGUAGUGCUACAAUUUCAUACAUAGGCCUACAACUACAGUGAAAAAGAAAAUGGUGGGGCUGAAACAUACUGUGUCCUGCUUACUUCGCUGGCUUUCAUACAUAUGGAACAUUUUGUUGCUCAGAAGCCUAGGCUGAAAACCUUGAAGUUAGUACACACCUAGAGAGUGCUGCAGUUGAAUAAUUCUCACCAGAGAAUUCAAUUCCAAUAAAAAAAAAUUCAAAACUACAGUACUUUUCACCUAGUGUUUCAGUUAUGCAAAUUUCCUAUGUUACAAAAGUUGUCUUCACUGCAGUUGUAUGCCAGCAUAUUUUGGGUCACAUCUGAUCUGAGAAUACACAUAGGUUAAUUAUUAAGUUAGAAUUGCAAAAAUACUAUAUUAAAAAAUUCCUUUUAAUGUUACCGUACCAAGUGGCAUCAUAUAUUAACCUAGUCUGCUGUAGGAGUUUAUCCUUGAUACAAUUUUAUCACAUUAUAUAACAUACAAUAUAACAGCUAAACUAAUUCCUCCAUGGUUUAACCUGGUAAAGUAUAAUUAUUUUACAGAGUAUAGCAUGAGUUUGUACAGUACAAGUAUAUAAUAUUGAGCAUGGUUGUUCUAGGUAUUACACGGUAAUUGUUGAUUUUGUAUUUACCAUGAUAUAGUAAAUGGUAAAUUAUUUUACGGUGGUCUGAUGAUGUGGUACAGCACCAUAUGUUGGUGAACUAGGUACCAUAUGGUACAGUGGGUACCAUAAUACCAUAUGUUGGUGAACUAGGUACCAUAAUGGUACAGUGGGUACCGUCCCCAGUGUGUGCAAUGACAUGGCAUCCUUAUAACAGUGUGUGUUGUCAUGUCAAAUAUAAAAACAUCAAACUUAAGUGAGGAAAUAUGAAAGCUAAUAGAAAAUACAUAAGCAUUGAAAAGUGUACAAGUACAAUGGGAAGAAUAUUUGUGUAAGUUGAAAGAUUGACAGUUCCAUUCACUGAGGCGGAGCCAAGUUAAAUAGAACAGUCCAUUUUUCAAAGAAUGGAAAUAUUUGUUCCAUUGCACGAAUAAAAAAAAAUUUCAUUACGGUAUGUCUUUUAUAAACACACCUAAAAUAGAUCCUUGCCCUUUUUAACCAAUAAAACGAUUGUAUUUAAGUUGAGGCAUGCAAUGGGACAAAAUGAUGGAACAUGGAUGGAAAACUAAAUUUUAAAUUAAAUGACAAUUGAUGAAAUAGUGUAAAUAACCAAUGUCAUGUGAUACGAAAUUCACCAAUCAAAUGACAAGGAUCUAUUCAGGUGCUACUCUACUCUAGUAUUACAUGUAAUAGAAUUUAGUGGAAUUAAGAAUCAACAACCUACCUUGCCAUUCAGUGCUCCUUACCAUUAUUUACAUUCCGCAAAGGUGCAGUUUACGUAUUCAAAAAAUUAUGGGAAUUCUAGCUUGUGUGCGUUUUUGUGUUGAUAUUGUAGAUGUUUUAGAAAUGGGUUGUAAUAAAAUGAAAUGACUUUAUUAUAAUGAACAAGUUGUUUAAUGAUAGGUAGUAUUGUCUUGUGAUUGGAAACUAUAUUCUUAUUACAUGUCUAAAUGUGGUUAAUGUUUUUUAUGGGUUUCUUGGUAAAAUUUGGGGGUUUUCUUGUAAUUUUAUUCUUACUUAAGUAAGGCAUUACAUGUACUCUAAUAACUUAAGUAUACACUUGCAAAUUAUUGUUACUUAAAGCUGAUGUACAAAACCAGUCACAAUUUGCAGAUUUGGUCACAGUUGAAUAGUCACGGAUGUACUCACAAAUUGGAAGCUAAUUUUAAAACAAUUUGUUCAUGGGCAAGUGAAUGUGUAAAUUUCAAGUAAAGUUUGUGCAAGAAAUUAAUUAAAAUGGAUAAUAUAUAUAUCUUGCAGACAGACAAGACAUGGCCAUUUGAGAAUAUGUAAUCAAAAUUUUAGAUACAGUUAUCUGGAAAAUGGACCUUUCCAAAGUUUCAAUCAAAAUUAACAACUGACCAAUCAGAACAGGGAAUGGAAUAUGCAUGUGUGUGUUUGUGAGACACAUGCAUAUUCAUCAUUUUGUGGGACCAUAACAACAGUUUCUAAGGGGUGGGGUUUAGCACAAAGGCCCAUUACAGUUGCCUGGCAACCUUUCUUGGAUGCUCUUUUCCUUUCUGUGAAUCAGUUAUUUUAAUAUACAGUUAAACUUGCCUUAAGUCGUCUUUGCCUAACUCAAAUAAUUUCUAAGUCGAACUUAUUUUACAUGCCAAAUUGUUGUGUUUUCCAUUAAUUAACAAUCUGUAAGUCAAAUUUUAUCGAAGUCGAAAACAUUUUUUCAAUGGCAUUUUGGAUUCGACUUAGGCAAGUUCAACUGACAUCCAUAUUGUUCAUUCUUAAUUGCAUUAAACAAGUACAUUUAAGCUAUCAUAUUGAUCACAAUUGUGAAAUCUGUUAUCUUAACAAGCGUUACCUUUUCAGUAGUACGUCGACUCCUCGUUUUUUUCUGGUUUUUGUUUUCGGUACUUAUUUUCUUGUGUGAAGCACUGUUCAGAUUAUAAAAUUUUCAUGACAAAAAACUGUUGUAUGCCAAUUAUAUAGUCAUGAUGUGCCUAUAUAUGGUCAUGAUGUGAUGUCAUCAUGACCAUAUAUAGGCAUGUCACAUGUUUUUGUCAAAUAAAAUUUCGUAGUCUUGGAGAGGACUUUAUUAGUGGUAUAGAUGUUAUGCAGUGAAGGGUGUGUUUUUUUUUUUAAGUUGACUAACAGACCAUAUACAGUAUGAUCAUAUAUUUGUAUUUGAUUAGAAAAUUCUUUUGAAAAUCUGAGGAACCUCUAUCACAUUAAUGUCAUUUUAAAAUAUAUGUUUCAUUUGUAAACUCACUAAGGAUUAGUAAUUUGAAAUAUAAAGCAUGUUGACAAAGUAAAUUUUAUACAGAAUCAUUAAUUAAUUUAUAAUUUUACAAUAAAUAUCAAUGUUUUUAUUAGCACUAAUUAAUCUUAAUUAUUACAUUUAGUCUUUCGGCAAUUUCUUAAUUCAAACCAUCAAUUAAUUUUGAAAUAAGUAUGAAUGUUUUUAUUCGCACUAAUUAAUCUUAAUUAUUAUAUUUAUAGUCUUUAGGCAGUUUCCGAACUCAAUGUACUGAUUUUUUUUUUCAAGACGAUUUUAAUUUAUACAGAAUGCUUUCAGGUUUAAUAUUUUAUAUGUAAUUAUAUUAUUAAUGUACAACCAAUAUGUACUUGUAAUUCAUAUACACAGUAUCAGUGGUCCCAAGUUGGAAGAAGUUGCUUCCUGGAGAUCAGGAUAACUGAGAUUUCUUAAAAGAAAACUAGAAAGAUGAUUCUUUCUUCGUAGAGGAUGUUUGAUAUGUCUCUAGUAAUAGAAUCAACUUUAAAAUCAUUUUUUAGCUAUUUUAUGAAGUUAUACUCCAUUGCAAUUUUUCCCUUUAGCAGGGCGACGUCAGUGUAAGCUACUGUAACCAAAGAUCCUAUAGCGCCGCAUGUAGUGCUGUGCGCGGCACUAUACAAUUUUUGGUUACAGUACCUUAUACUAAUGUCACACAGCUGAAGGGGUAAAUUGUAAUAACUACAUAAAAAAAGUGCCAAAAGAAAUAUCCUAGUUCCCAUUUAACACAUUUCAAUUUUAUUUUCCUGCACAUUGUGACACUCAUCGUCACCGAUUUAUGCGAAAAAAUUAAUGUAGUACAGAAGUAAAAAUAUGCAAAUAUUAGGAAUUUGAAGAAGAUGAGUCAUUUUCUAGAAAAUUGGUGCAUGCUUGCAGGAGUGUGGGAGGGCGUCCCGAUUUACAGGAGACUUUGAGCACCUUCAGAAAAUUUGGGCCCCUUGCAUUAUAAAGCUUGUGUUUAUAUUCCAGUAGUCAACUAAAUUACAUUAUUUAUUAAUAUUGAAAUACCAAGUAAAUAAAUUUUAUGAUUCUUAUGAUGUUAUUGGUAACUUGUAAUUUGUGCUUACGUAUUAAAAUUACAGUAGUGAACUAUUUGUUAAUAUAUUAUGUAUAAAUGUAAGCCAAUCAAAAUAUCAGCUUCCAGACAUUUUUUGUGCAGGAAAACUGCUGUAUUGUUUAUUGAAAUUUAACUAUUGAUAGUUGGGACUGUUGACAAGUAACUUAAUUUAAAUGAGGCUUGUCAUCCUAACACCAGUGUAUUUUCACUAAAUGAGUAAUUAGCAUAAUAGAGGUUUAGUACUGUAUACUUUAGCUAUAAUAACUUGGGCAAUAGUAAGUCAAUUCCAGUAAGUGACUCAUUUUAAAUCAUAUAUUGUGGAGAAUACUGUAAGACUACUGUAUAAUAAAACACCAAUUUUCUUGGUUGGGUCACUUACGCUGGUAUUGGCAUGGCAAGCCCCAAAUAUUGUUACUUUUCUUAACAUGUUAACAACCAUAAGAAAAGGUUUGAGUACUUUGUAAUAAGCGCUGGUCUAGAAUAAGCACCGUAACGAUGCUUUGGUGUUGAAGCAUGAUCUUGCCUUAAAAAACCCGAAAAUCUAGGGUAAUAACAAAAUCUUUCCAGUGUUCCUGUGAAAUAUCCUCCUAAAAUAUGUAACAAUUCAAGAAGUUAUUUCACAGGUAAACUCUCUUCCCCAAAUUUUGCGGCCAAGACCACUGCUUAAAUACCACAGUAUUGUCGCUAUAUACUGAGGAUUCUCAGACUCCUUGGCUUAUGACCCCAAACAGACGUGUAGGCAAAUUGCCUUGAACAACCUCCCGCAACGUUAGGUACAUGUAAGCAAAAUUGAAGUAAAAUGUUUAAAUAAUACUUAGAAUGCACGAUCUUUGCUACAAUGAUGAAUGAUGUAAAAUUCAAUUUCAAUCUUAAAAGAAACUCAUAACACACUCAUUUAUUUGGUGAACCAAUUUGGAGUUGCAACCCUUAGUUUGAGAACUGCUGCUUUUUUUUCAAAUUCAAAUUUAAUUUCAUCUUUAUUACAAUCAUACUAUAAUAGAUUGGAUAUUACAAUAGUUGUCAAAACAAUUCAAUACAUUCAUAUAUAAAAACAGGACAUGUACAUUCAAAAUUAGUCAGAUAGGUACAUUACAUAAAAAAAGUACAACUUAACAUCUGGUAACAUUUUUCAAAAUAUACAAGAUUUAUAUUCCACGAAUGUUGCAAUAGGCAUAGGAUUUUAUAAAUUGCAAUACUAUUAAAAUGCCAUUGAUUUUUAAUUAUAGGUUUUAAUUAUUUUAAUUGAGGUAUAAAUUCUGCACAAAAGCAAAUAAAUCACAGUUGAUUUUGUUAAGAAUUUUGCCAAGAUGUCUUCUUUUCUUUCUUGAUUAUUAAAAGGGAAUUUAUAUUAACGAGACUGAAAAUAGUUUAGUUUCAAUGAAAUAUUGAAUAAUUACAAAUAUAACUGUAUGUGUGUUGAUGUUUUUGUUUAUGUAACUUUAACUUUUUUUUUUAGUUUUGCUUCAUUGCCUAUUCAAUAAAAGCAUCUCCAUCAAA
Molecule: messenger RNA, 6383 nt
Organism: Anneissia japonica
Lineage: Eukaryota; Metazoa; Echinodermata; Crinoidea; Comatulida; Comatulidae
Product: type-1 angiotensin II receptor-associated protein-like
Exons: 6
Coding region: 147-656 (169 amino acids)
Biological process (GO): angiotensin-activated signaling pathway
Cellular component (GO): plasma membrane
Source: RefSeq, a predicted model, not a curated record